AUGUCGAACCAGUAUGCGCAGGGAACACUGAUAUGGGUGAAACACGAGGAAGAAGUCUGGAUACAGGCUGAAAUUGUCACAUCGAGCGAAAAGGAGAUCAUCGUCAAGACAGCCGAAGAUCCAAAUGGUCGACUGGUCCUGGGACCAAACGAACCGAUUUUCCUGAGGACGUCCGAUGUUUUCACAUCGGAGGGCUUGUCUGUGCUAGAUGAUUUGACGCAGUUGACGCACUUACACGAGCCGGCUGUGCUCAGCUCGCUACAGAAUCGUUUCGAUAUAGACAAGAUCUACACAUUUACCGGACCUAUCCUCAUCGCAUUGAACCCUUUCAAGCAUAUUCCUGGCUUGUAUGAUGAAGAGAUUCUGAAGAACUUCAUCACGACAAAGCCAUCUACAAAGCCGCAUGUGUUCAGCACAUCAAACGCCUCAUAUCGCGGGAUUUGUGAUCGUCACAAGUCCCAGACCGUUCUCAUCAGUGGGGAAUCGGGUGCAGGCAAGACGGAAACGACAAAGCAAGCGUUUGUGAUGAAGUUUCUAGCCCUUGCGGGAUCUGCCGACGGUCAGGUUACUGACGUGGAAAAGCAGGUGUUGGAGUCGAAUCCUCUGCUGGAAGCUUUCGGGAAUGUGCAGCCCUUGGAUCACUUGGAUCACCAU
Molecule: messenger RNA, 654 nt
Organism: Symbiodinium necroappetens
Lineage: Eukaryota; Dinophyceae; Suessiales; Symbiodiniaceae
Source: the annotation of a GenBank genome assembly